Molecule: messenger RNA, 453 nt
Organism: Diversispora eburnea
Lineage: Eukaryota; Fungi; Glomeromycota; Glomeromycetes; Diversisporales; Diversisporaceae
Source: the annotation of a GenBank genome assembly
AUGCCAGGUGUUUUGCGACUCGUUAAACAUUUAAACGCGCAUAAGAUACCGAUAGUUGUGGCAACGAGUUCGUUACGAAAUAAUUUUAAAAUCAAGUCAUCAAAUAAUCAAGAGUUAUUUAGUUUAUUUGAUGAUAUUACUUGUGGAGAUGAUCCCAAUGUUCUUAAUGGGAAACCUGCUCCUGAUAUCUUUCUUGCUGCCCGAGCGAAAGCAGGUAAUCCACCUGUCUCACAAUGUUUAGUUUUUGAGGAUGCACUUAAUGGAAUUCAAGCUGCAAGAAAUGCGGGAAUGCAUGUAAAUCCUAAUUUGGCGGCAUUAUAUCCUGGUGAUAAUGGUGCAACAGAAAAAAAAACUAUAGAAUUAUUCUUAGCAAAACUUAUUUCUAGUAAAAAAAAAUCUACUUAUACUUCCUGCUACUAUCAUUCACUUAUGGAAGCUAAUAAGUCACGUUGA